AUUCUGUAUAUAAUAAAGUUUGAACCAUAACAACCCAAAUAUUAUUAUGCAACCAUAAACCCUAAUGUCCUUCCUCAAACGCCUCACCCGCCAAAACUCACCCACCGUCACGCUCCUCACGCGCCACCUCUCCUCCGCCACCUCCUCCAAACUCCACGACCGUUACAAUUUCAUACCACCGUCUUCUAUCUCCUCCGAAACCGAAAGCCCCAAUGACACCCCAACCAAACCCAACAAGAAAAAGCCGAAGCCCAAGUACAAACCCACCUCUUCGCUCGACCGGACCGGCCGGAAACCGUUCAAUUCCAACUUGCCCUUCGAUUUCCGGUGGAGCUACACGGAGAGCAGCCAAACGGUGAGACCCAUCGGGCUCAGGGAGCCGAAGUACUCGCCGUUUGGGCCGGACCGGCUAGACCGGCCGUGGACCGGGGUGUGUGCUCCGGCGGUGGACCCGAAGGUGGAGUGUUUGGAGGGUGGGGAGGAUCUGAAAUUGGAGGAGGAGAGGAAGAAGAAGAGGGGGGUGAUUCAAGGGGAGCCACUCACCAGUGCUGAGAGGAAAGCCCUGGUUUUGCAGUGUGAGAGGAGGAAAACUAAGAGGCAAGUUAAUAUGGGGAGGGAUGGUUUAACUCACAACAUGCUUAAUGAAAUUCAUAAUCAUUGGAAAUUUACUGAGGCCAUCAGGAUCAAAUGCAUGGGUGUUCCAACUGUUGACAUGAAGAAUAUUGUUUCUCAGCUUGAGGACAAAACAUUUGGAAAGGUCAUUUUAAGACAUGGGGGUACACUUGUAUUAUACAGAGGCCGGAAUUAUAAUCCAAAAAGAAGGCCUGUGAUUCCUCUCAUGUUGUGGAAACCCCAUGAACCUGUAUAUCCCAGACUGAUUAAGACAACAAUUGAGGGCUUAAGUAUUAACGAAACAAAAGAAAUGAGGAAGAGAGGACUGAAUGUUCCUGCUUUAACAAAACUUGCCAAAAAUGGUUUUUAUGCAUUUUUGGUACCCAUGGUCAGAGAUGCUUUCCUCUCCAGUGAAUUGGUUCGGAUAGACUGCGAAGGUCUUGAGAGAAGUGAUUACAAGAAAAUAGGCUGCAAACUCAGGGAUCUGGUCCCUUGUAUUCUGGUGACUUUUGAGAAAGAACAAAUUGUAGUUUGGAGGGGGCAGGAUUAUAAGCCCUUCAAGGGUGGAUGCUUUCUUGAAGAUCGAGAAUCAUUUGAUGAUGUUGGUGACUUGUGUAUGGAUGAAGAAGAGGAACAGCUUAAAAGCAGCUAACGAGACUCAUGCUGCAGUCAGCUGUGGUCACCUGAUGUAAUCUUCAUUUGUGCAAAUUUGCAGGCAUAAACCAGAAGUUCAUUUAAGAUUGGAUUGAUGUGCUAUGAGUAGUGGUCAAAGAGAGGAACAUGUGAGAUAUUUGGACAUAAAAAGUUAUCUCCAAACUUUUCUUUGCCCCUGAUUCAUUCUGGGCUUAAAUGUAGUUAGAAGCUAACUGAAAGAUGAAGAAUGGGUAUUUAUAUAUACUGGCUAUUUACAGUGCCGAACUGCAGAUGUUUUAGGUUGAAAUUGUUUCAUUUUUUUAUGAUCUGCAUAGGUUGCUCGCAGCUGUUCUAUUUAGAAUUGAAGUUGUUUAUCAGGAGUUUUUUGUUUCUUUUGUAAUUGUCACAUUCACAAUAACCAAUUCAGAAUCAAAUUGUUAGUGAAAUGACCAAGCUAAAGGGCAGUCUUGGAAUUUUAAUACUUACCGUGAAAGGCUGGCUUUGUAUUUGUAGUUCUUGCUGAGGGAAUUUUGUGGUUUGCAGAACAGAGUCUCACUCCAGCUUACGGUGAAAACUCGGUUAAACAGUGCAGCAAGCAAGGUUGUCACCAAAUGGAAGCAGUUGCAUCACUAGUUAGAUAAAGCUUUUUUAGUUAUUUUAGUGAGUUUUAUAUUUUGAAUCCUUGAUGUUCUUGGAUUUAAUAAGACAACGUGAGUUUUACAUGGGUUUCGAAUAAUGUAAAACUUAUUCUUGUUUUGGAUACUGCACAUAUUUGUUAAUCUUAUUUCUCAAUCAUAUACGAUUUAAUUCUGACCA
Molecule: messenger RNA, 2061 nt
Organism: Lotus japonicus
Lineage: Eukaryota; Viridiplantae; Streptophyta; Magnoliopsida; Fabales; Fabaceae
Product: CRS2-associated factor 1, mitochondrial
Exons: 5
Coding region: 65-1264 (399 amino acids)
Biological process (GO): Group II intron splicing
Molecular function (GO): RNA binding
Source: RefSeq, a predicted model, not a curated record